Messenger RNA from Lotus japonicus, 2061 nucleotides. RefSeq lists its product as uncharacterized. The record is from RefSeq and is a predicted model, not a curated record. The transcript is spliced from 9 exons. NCBI's taxonomy places the organism in Eukaryota, Viridiplantae, Streptophyta, Magnoliopsida, Fabales, Fabaceae. The coding region runs from base 1 to 2061 and encodes 686 amino acids. Gene Ontology annotation, molecular function: nucleic acid binding; RNA-DNA hybrid ribonuclease activity.
AUGGUUUCUGAUUAUGUGUUUGGUUUUCAGUUCUCUGUUGAUGAUGCUUUUAUCUAUCAGUUUUCGUUGACGCAUGUGGAUGAGGUCAUUGAUGAGCUUCUCAUGAAAGAUUAUUCCUAUGAUAUUGCUAUGCUGCGUAACAAGAGAAGGUGGAGAAGUGCACUUGAAGAAGAUUUUGAGGAGGAAGAGGAGAAAGAGGAUAAUGACCAGCCUGUUGAUGAGGUUGAAGAUAAGGCAUAUGAGAAGGAAUAUUAUAGUGGGCGAAGCCCUACAAGGGAAAGAGAUAGGGAUAGAAGACGUGAUAGUCAUAGACACAUAUAUGCGAUUAAGGGAGAAACGGAACAAGGAAUAUUUGAGCAAGUUUUGAAAGGAGAGCUUGACUUUGUUUCUGACCCAUGGCCAAAUAUAUCUAAAAGUGGAAAGGACCUUGUUCGAAGAAUGCUUAUAAGAGACCCUAAGAAGCGGAUGACGGCACAUGAAGUUCUUUGUGAGUAUGCAUGUCUCAGUCUCAUUGAUGCUACAUGCUUAUGUUCCCAGAUUGAGGGUCUUAUUAGCCGGUUCUAUUGGGGUGGCGAUGUCAAUAAGCACACGGUCCAUUGGCUCAAGUGGGACACCAUAUGUCGUCCCAAGGGUCGUGGUGGUUUAGGUAUCCGAGAUUUUAAGGCUUUCAACGUAGCCUUGGUGGCCAAGAAUUGGUGGCGAAUAGUGACCAAGCCGGAUACUAUGUUGACCAAGGUGUAUAAAGCGGUGUACUUUACUCAUCAAUCAAUUUUUGUGGCAAAGAAGGGGUAUAGACCGAGCUACGCAUGGUCUAGUUUAUUGAAAUCAUCUUGGUUGUUUCAUGAGGAAGGAAUGUGGCGAGUGGGUGAUGACAAGAACAUUAAGGCUUGGGAUGAUAAAUGGGUCCCCACUUCUUGUCCCGUGGUGGUUCGUUAUGAUGUGGCCUUGGAGUUGAACGUCACUCAUGUGUCGGAUAUCCUUGAAGAGAACGGACUUCGAUGGAACCGUGAAUUGGUGGAACAUUUGUGCUGGCCUCCUACGGCUACAACUAUAUUAUCUAUCCCCUUGUCUUUGCAAGCACGGGAAGUUUGUUUCUUUUGGCCCGAGACUAGUAAUGGCAGCUAUAGUGUGAAAACUAGGUAUAAUUUCAUCAGGAAAAAGCAUAUGGAAGAUGAAGCUUCAUCUUCAACAGCGUCCACCCUAUCUCAUGCGCAUUGGACCAAGCUGUGGAAGGCUGAUGAUGUGCCUCGUUGUCGUGAGACUGUCUGGCGUGCUAGCCUUGGAGUAUUGCCGGUGAAGGACGUGCUUUACCGUCGGGGUGUGGUGGAAGAGCCUUGCUGCCCACGCUGUCCAGGAGUUCUAGAGACCGUUGAGCACGUCUUGUUCUAUUGUCCGUUUGCAAAGCGGGUCUUAUUUGCCUCCCCUUUGGCUAUUCGUGUGGACGUCGAGUGCUCUGUGCAGCAGUUCAUGUCUCGGUUUCUUGCUGCUGCGGGAAUUCUCUUUACGCUGCUCUAUGCUCUUUGGCAGGUUCGAAACGAGCUGGUGUAUAACAAGCGGGACACGUCCGUAGCCCAGAUCCUGCCGCAAGCAGCAGCGCUCCGUCCGUCCCUUGUACUUCAGCAAGACGCUUCUCCGGUUGGUCGCGAGUUGCAGUCUUCUUGGCGGGCACUAGCUGCUGGUAUUUUUAAGAUAAACUUUGAUGCUUCUGUGCAAGCUUCUCAUGAUGCAGGUCUCGGUUUGAUUGUCCGCAACAGUCGUGGCGAAGUUUUGGCAGCGGAAACCAUGGUGACUAGUCCAGUUCUGAAUCCGGUGCUAACGGAGGCUUUGGCGUUCCGGUGGGCUCUUGGUUUGGCGGCUGAACUUGGUUUCCAGAGGGUAUGGUUCGAGUCUGAUUGUCUGGCUCUUGUUCAGACUUUUGUGCGUUGUACUGUUAAUUGUGUCGCUGACGCGAUGGCUCGUUUAGCUUUUCAGUUGGGUUGUAUGGUUUGGAUUGAAGAGGCUCCUUUUGAGAUUUCCUCUAUCAUCCAGGAUGAUGUUUUAGCCUCUAUGGUUUCUUCUUAA